This is a messenger RNA of Alnus glutinosa, 2569 nucleotides long. RefSeq names its product KH domain-containing protein HEN4. Bases 316 to 1971 code for a protein of 551 amino acids. Gene Ontology annotation, cellular component: cytoplasm; nucleus. The record is from RefSeq and is a predicted model, not a curated record. Gene Ontology annotation, molecular function: mRNA binding. NCBI's taxonomy places the organism in Eukaryota, Viridiplantae, Streptophyta, Magnoliopsida, Fagales, Betulaceae. Gene Ontology annotation, biological process: regulation of gene expression. The transcript is spliced from 8 exons.
UAGAAAUCCAGAACGCAGAGCUCGUACCCGGCAGAUUUCCCUUCACGCAAACUUUCCUCAGACCCAUUUUGUCCAAGGUCUAGCCCUAAUUUUUAUUUCUACCCCCUCAUUUCCCUCAUAUUUACCACCCUCUCCAUGUUCUCUUCAAAUCCUUGUUCUUGUUUGGGAAUUGGGGUUUAAGGGGCUGUUGGUUUCUCAGAUCUACGCUUUAAUUAGCAUUUAUUUUCGUAUUCGUCGCCUUUUUCUGUUACUUAUCGGUCAUAGUUUUACUUGUUGAGCUUGAACUCGACGAAAGGUAUCAAGUAAAUUCUUCUAAUGGCUGGUCAGAGGAAUUCUUAUGGUAAGCGAACAAAUUCUCAGUCUGACUAUUCUGACAAUGGAGGAAAUAAAAGGAGAAAUCCUGGUGAUGAUAGAGACCAAUUUGUUAUAGAUUCAGAAGAUACUGUGUACCGGUAUUUGUGCCCUGUAAGAAAGAUUGGAAGUGUUAUCGGUAGGGGAGGGGAAAUUGUCAAGCAGUUGAGAGCAGACACUAAGUCGAAGAUUAGGAUUGGUGAGACAGUGCCUGGCUGUGAGGAGCGUGUUGUUACAAUCUACAGCUCCAGUGAUGAGACUAAUUCCCUUGAAGACAGUGGUAAUUAUGUUUGUCCCGCUCAGGAUGCUCUUUACAAGGUGCAUGACAGAGUUGUUGCUGAAGAUUUGCAUGGUGAUGAGGAAUCUGAUGGAGGUCACCAGGUUACUGCUCGGCUUCUUGUUCCAUCCGAUCAGAUUGGUUGUGUCAUUGGAAAAGGUGGACAGAUAGUUCAGAAUAUUCGUGGCGAGACUGGAGCCCAAAUUCGCAUUCUUAAGGAUGAACAUUUGCCCCCUUGUGCCUUGAACUCCGAUGAGCUUGUACAGAUAACUGGGGAAGCCCCAGUGGUGAAAAAGGCCCUGUCUCAAAUUGCAUCUCGCCUUCAUGAUAACCCAUCACGAUCUCAGCAUUUGCUUACUUCUUCUGUGCCCAAUGUGUACGCAUCUGGUGGUUCCCUUAUGGGUCCAACUGGUGGUGCCCCGAUUGUGGGCAUAGCUCCACUGAUGGGUCCUUAUGGAGGAUACAAGGGUGAUACUGGAGACUGGUCACGCUCCUUAUACUCUGCUCCAAGGGAUGAAGCAUCUUCAAAAGAAUUUUCUCUUCGUAUAGUUUGUCCUACUGGCAAUAUUGGAGGUGUGAUUGGCAAGGGUGGUGUUAUAAUCAAUCAGAUCAGACAAGAAUCUGGGGCAGUCAUUAAAGUUGAUAGUUCUGCCGCUGAAGGAGAUGAUUGCUUAAUAACUAUUUCAGCCAAGGAGUUUUUUGAAGACUCAUAUUCUCCAACGAUAGAAGCAGCUGUGCGAUUGCAACCCAGGUGCAGUGAGAAAGUUGAAAGAGACUCAGGAAUUAUCUCAUUCACAACUCGCCUACUUGUGCCAACUUCACGAAUUGGCUGCCUUAUUGGUAAAGGAGGAGCUAUUGUAACAGAGAUGAGGAGACUCACCAAAGCUAAUAUCCGCAUACUCUCAAAGGAGAACCUUCCCAAAGUUGCGUCUGAAGAUGAUGAGAUGGUGCAGAUUGCUGGAGACCUUGAUGUUGCCAAGGAUGCUCUUAUGCAAGUUGUCACACGGUUGAGAGCAAAUCUUUUUGAUAGGGAGGGUGCAGUGUCUACGUUUCUUCCUGUUCUGCCUUAUCUGCCUGUGUCAGCAGAUGGUUCUGAUGGUUUCAACUAUGAAAGUAGAGAUAGUAAAAGACAUGGACGUGGGCAUUCUUAUUCUGGCACUUAUGGUGGCUCAAGUGAUUUGGCAGCUGCUGACGGUUAUGGAAGUUAUGGUGGCUCACAGAUUGGAGGUAGUGGCAGUGCUUAUGGAGCUUAUGGAGGUCAUCCUCCUUCGGGACGUACUAGUAAUACUGGCAGGAUGUCAGGACAGACCCCUGUUUCUCGUCGGAGAAACUAUGGUUACUAGAGUUUGUUGGUGGGUACCUGCAGCUGAGAUCUGUGAAGCCUGAAGCCAAGCCUACUGCCUAAACCGGAAGACCAGAUGAACCAGGGUUUGACAUAUGGCCUACCUUGACGCUUCUACAUAGAGUGGAGAUCUUCUACACAUUUAGAAUUGCCAUGUCCAUGACACCAAAUUUACCAAGCUUAAUAUCUUGUGCACCCAAGAACCUACAUGUCCGGAUUGCCUUUAUUGCUGCUUUUUGUUCCAGUUCACAUUUCUUUAAACUAAAAACCUUGUUGCUUCCAGCCUUUAGUUGUAUUAGUGUUGGAAUUUAUAUCUGACAGUUCUCAGCUAUGUAGUCUGAUCUUUUGUGGCUGUUUGAAUAACCUGGAAUUAAGUUGAUCAUCUGAAACUAAACCAAUUAUACCAGGAACUCUCAUGUUAUCGCAAUUUCAGUAUUGAUAUUGAUCCUCGUGCCAUCUAAAAGCAGAUAUCAAUGCGCUGCUUUUUUCGGCUUCAUAACCUAGUAGUUGUGAUAUCCAUAUGUAUCUGUGAAAGUUUAACUUUGAGGAAUCCGAUUGAAAGUGAGAAAGCUGUGUUUAUUUGAUGUUUGUUUUCAUGA